AUGGCAGUAGAAACAUCGUCCGUAGCGGAUCUCGUGGUUCAGUUGCAUUCAAAUAUCGAUUCAAUACAUAAAUGUGUCGAAUCUUUGUCUGAUACCAAAGGCCAUGAUGAGUUGAUGGAACAGUUGGAGACGCAGCGGGAAGCGGAACUCGAAGCUCUCAGAACCAAGCACGAGAAUGACGCACAAGAACUUGCUGUACAAAGAGCCAAACUACAGCAGGAAUUAGAAGACCAGCGAAGGAGGGAAGAGGAAGAGCUAAUUGAACGGAGAAGGAGAGAAGAUGAAGAACGGAGAGCAAAUAUUGAGAGGGAAGAGGAGGCACGACGACGCGUGGCGGCUGAAGAAGACGGGCUCCGGAAACUACACUUGGAAGAGGAACAGAAGACUUUGCAUAUGAGCGUCGAGGAGAAGUUGGAGCAGUUGGACGAUGAGAUGGAGAAAAAAGUGGAGGACGGGAAGAGGAUGCUUCAGGAAUUGGAUGAGAAGAGAAAGGCAAUCAACGCACAAAUCGACGCAGCGCUCAAUAAACCGACUGUCAUCCCGGUGAUUAAUUUCCGAAGCAGAGCAAAGACGCUUAGACAACCUGCAAAAUCCAGCCCCGAUAUGCCACUCCAAGUGGAACCAUCUAUAGAAGCUAAAGAUGCCGAACACACAGAUGGAGCGGAGCCAGUGAUCAACGGAGCAGCCCAUCAACCUUCAAAUUCAAAAGCGGGAGGUUCGGACACCGUAGAGAGUGUAGCCCUCAAGGUACAAGAAUCAUCCGACGAGGAUACUCGUCAAGUGAGUCCAGCUGAACAUACGGUCGAACACCAAGCUGAGACGCAGACACCGAUUGAAGAUGUGAGCGAGACUCAAGAGAACAAGGAAACCACCGUCGCCUCCGAAGUCAAUGGCGCUGUAACAUCUGAUGUGGAUGAAAAUACAACCACGGAUUACACGCAUGAUGAAUCUGAGCACGUGGGUCAGAAUAAACCUGGCGCCGUGUCAGCUGCUGAGAUCGAGGAGCCAGAGCACCCAUCAAAGUCGACUAAUAUCGCUCAAUAUGAGGAAAGUUUCGACGACUCUCAAGAGGCGGCACAAGCCCCUUCGACAGUGGAAGAACUCAACGUAGGGGCUCAAGAACCUUUAGGGCAUGAAAAUUUUCCCGCUCAUGGAGGAGACCAGCCAAUUGCCGAAGCACAGCGCGGCAAUGAAGAUGUUCUAAAUGAUUCCCCUCGGAACGAUGAAAGUCCAACUGGACCUUUCAUAACGACCGAAGAUAUCUCGAAAAUUGAUGGAUCCUCUCCUAAUGAUAAGUCUUUCAGCCAUGAAGGUAUCUUGAGCAAUGAAAUUACAACCAGCCAGGAAAAGCUUAACUGCCAAACUGCCCCAAAAGAUGUGGAAGUAGAUAAUCAGAUAUCUAUCGACACUUCUCUUAACCAUGAACAAUCCUCAGACAACGGAUCGGUAAUAUUCUAUGACGAGCACUCAAGUCCAACUGAGUCAGCAGCCCACGAAACCACUCCUGCUGAAAUCGAACAGUCUCCAAUCCCUAGGCAUGGCCUAAAUGAUGAGAAGUCUGUAACUGCUGAAACCUCCUCAGUCGAUGAAGAGCCAUUGAUUAGGGAAGAAUAUAAAAUUUACCACGAUUCAAUGCAAGAAAGCGAGGAAGUUGCUGAGGAAACCCUCAACCGUGAGCAGCCUCAAGAUUUUGACGGCUCCGUGUCUUACGAGGGAUCGGUAGUGACCGCUCGAGAGAAUAUUUCAUCGGAUGAAGAUGAUAUUCCACUAGAAGAAAAGGAAGGCAGGAUCCCUGACGACUUUGUUGAGGAAAAGGACGAGAGCAAUGGAGGGGAUCACAGUUCUCUUCUGCAAGAGAAUAUAGUAGCUGCGGAAAGCAAAUCGAUUGGGGUAUCAGCUACGGAGGAGCUUACAGAAAUCUCAAGUGAUAAUGGUUUCAAGAAUGAUUUGGUCCAAGAGAGGGGGGAUGUGACGGAGACAGAGGGUUUGCAGCCCGAGAGUGGCCAUAAAGAGCCAGCAACUCCGGAUAUAGACAGCGAGGAGGCUGAUGGCUCCAUCACACCAACGGCACCGGAAACUAUAUCUGAGCGUCCUGCCACGCCAGUGGCAAACAUGUCUAACCAAACCAACUCUCAAAAUAUUGAGGAAUCACCUGCUACCGUGUUGAAUACCGAUGAUCUCUUUGCAGAUGACGAUGACGAAGAGGACCAACCAGAGGAACAUCCUGAAGAAGCCGCGGCACAUACAACCCAUUCCAAAUCCCUAGAAAGUAUGCCGGAUUUAUCUAAUGGCCACGAGCAAGCCCCUGAAAACGCUGCAAUACAAGCAGCUUCUAAAACAUUAGAAGCAGUACUACAAGACAAUGCCGUUGAUCGAAGUCCAGUUACAGUCCAGCAGUCAAGAGCAGAUCAUCCCAGUCCAGGAGGAGUUUUCGCUUCACUCGUUGAUGCAAUCAGACCGGAUAUAUCAUUAGUGAGGGAACUUGGCGACACCUCCAACCAGGCUCCUCAUGACCAGUCUACAAGCCAAGCUGAUCGCUAUGACUUCAGCCAUAAUGCACCAAAUGGAACCGUUCAGGACGAGUAUUUAUCAGACGAGGAAAGCCUCCUCCAUCACGCCGCCCCUUCGAACCCCUCAAAAUACCCAGCACUUCACGAGAGCGAUGUCACAUUCCACAUCCGAACCCACACAGCAGAUACCGUUCCAUCAUUUGAAACGUACGCUCAUUCUGACGAUGCAGACUCUACACCAACCACCCCCAUCGAUGAAAUUCUCGACAUUGCCCAGGAAGUUCUUCAGAACGAGCAUCUGAUUUCGUCUUCCUGGCCAGAGGGCCGAAGCGGGGUUGUCCAUAUGCACGAGCAGGAGCAGGACUUGAAAUCCCAAGCCUCUCCUUUACAGGCAGGUUUUGAGCCGUAUAGCCCGAGACUGUACAGUGGAGUUGUUACGCCGAAAUCAAGUCGCGUAGACUUGAACAGCCAAGAAAGCCCCGAAAGCAUGAUUCAUAGCUCUCCUGAAGUAACUAAGGAUCAGGAGUACGAUUUAUCGAAGGCAACUAGAACUCCUGGCCUCCCAGCUCUCGAUACAUCCCAAUCACCGCACUCCCUCGACGACGGGUAUUACGACCCUCCGCUCUCCAAAACACAUUCGCUACAUGAAGAUCAACCCAGCGUUGAGGCUAGCGCCGAUCGGAAUCCCAUAACCUCCCCAUCUCUACCAAAUAGCAGCUUCUUCCAGCGUACCCGCUCCCUUUUUGAGUCCUCCUCCGCUCAGGCAGUGCGAUCUGUUCCAUCCGCGGCUAGUCUUUCGAAACUAGUAGGAGUAGGUUCCGCGGGGUUAAAGGACAGUAUACACAACCCUGCGCGUGAGGAGAAAGCGCCUUUACUUGGCGGCGCAGAUGGGGAUGGGUAUUGA
Molecule: messenger RNA, 3414 nt
Organism: Venustampulla echinocandica
Lineage: Eukaryota; Fungi; Ascomycota; Leotiomycetes; Helotiales; Pleuroascaceae
Exons: 2
Coding region: 1-3414 (1137 amino acids)
Source: RefSeq, a predicted model, not a curated record